AUGAUUUCCCGCCGUCUAUUUGCGUGGUCCGCCACGGAUGUCACACGGCGCACCGGUGCGUUCGGUAGCGCCGCGCUGCAGCGGCGUCACGCCGCGACUCACGAACGCAACGUGGUUCAGUCCCCGUUCGGCAAGGUGGACAUUCCGCGCAAAAGUGUGACCGAGUACAUCUUCGAGGGGUACGAAAAGUACGCAAACCAGCCGGCCAUUACAUGUGGUGCCUCCAAGCGGUCGUACACCUUUGGCGUGACCUACGAGAUGGUAAAACGGAUGGCCUGCGGCCUGCUGUCGCAGAAGGGAUGCGCCAUGCGCAAACACGACGUCCUCGGGCUGCUACUGCCCAACAUUCCCGAGUUCGUGCCGGCACUGCACGGUGGCCUAAUGGCUGGAUUGACCGUAACCUUCGCCAAUCCGCUCUACACACCGGAGGAAGUGUGUCGACAGUUUGAAAAUGCCGGAGUAACGGUCAUCGUCACGCUGCCGAUGCUGCUACCCGUAGCGGAGCUGUUUAAAACGAAAGUGAAGCAGUACAAGGGUACGAUCUGCGUCGGAGGAAAGCACGACUUUGAGAAAAACAUCUACGGAUUCGAGCAAUUCUUGAUGGAAAACCACACCAGCGAACUGCCCAAGAUCGACUGUGAUCAAACGGCCAUCCUGCCGUACUCGUCCGGGACGACGGGCCUACCGAAGGGAGUCGAGCUGACCCAUUACAAUCUUGUGGCCAACUUGGCCCAAGGCUCGCACCCAACGAUUUCCAAAUACUAUCAACCGGAAUACGGUGAGUCCCGGUAA
Molecule: messenger RNA, 792 nt
Organism: Anopheles cruzii
Lineage: Eukaryota; Metazoa; Arthropoda; Insecta; Diptera; Culicidae
Exons: 4
Coding region: 1-792 (263 amino acids)
Biological process (GO): long-chain fatty acid metabolic process; fatty-acyl-CoA biosynthetic process
Molecular function (GO): long-chain fatty acid-CoA ligase activity
Source: RefSeq, a predicted model, not a curated record